Sceloporus undulatus (fence lizard) is the source of this 3844-nucleotide messenger RNA. It is a transcript of the gene RASA1, whose product is annotated as RAS p21 protein activator 1. Gene Ontology annotation, biological process: regulation of GTPase activity. Gene Ontology annotation, molecular function: protein binding. The coding region runs from base 32 to 3094 and encodes 1020 amino acids. The record is from RefSeq and is a predicted model, not a curated record. NCBI's taxonomy places the organism in Eukaryota, Metazoa, Chordata, Lepidosauria, Squamata, Phrynosomatidae. The transcript has 26 exons.
GCGACGCGAAGGGAGCCGUAGCCGGAGCAGCAUGAUGGCGGCGGCGGCCGAGGCCGGGGGCGAAGAGGGCGGCUCUGGGGAGCCUGGCGGACAUGGCGGCGGCGGAGGCCCUCCAGCGGCUGCCUCCUCCACCUGCGGCUUGAGCCCUUCUCCUUCGCUGGGGAGGCCUCCCCCUCCGGAGACGCCCAAGGCCCCGCUUCCCGAGGGCGGAGGCGAAGGACGAGGCGCCGCCACAGCUGCCGUCGCCGCCGCCUCCGGGGGCUUCCCCCCGCUGCCCCCGCCGCCUCAGCCGCCUCUUCCGGCCGGGGGCCUGAGCACGGUGGACGAAGGCGACUCUCUGGACGGGCCCGAGUACGAGGAGGAGGAGGUGGCCAUCCCGCUCAACGCGCCCCCCACAAACCAAUGGUAUCAUGGGAAGCUUGACAGAACAAUUGCAGAAGAACGCCUUCGACAAGCAGGGAAGCCUGGAAGUUACCUUAUUCGAGAGAGCGAUCGAAGGCCAGGAUCAUUUGUCCUCUCGUUCCUUAGUAAAACCAGUGUUGUUAAUCACUUUAGGAUUAUUGCAAUGUGUGGUGACUAUUAUAUUGGUGGACGACGAUUUUCUUCACUUUCUGACCUAAUAGGUUAUUACAGCCAUGUGUCUUGUUUGCUUAAGGGAGAAAAAUUGUUAUUUCCUGUGGCACCGCCAGAGCCAGUAGAGGACCGCAGGAGAGUCCGAGCCAUUCUGCCAUACACUAAAGUGCCAGAAACAGAUGAAAUAAGCUUCCUUAAAGGAGAUAUGUUUAUUGUCCACAAUGAAUUAGAAGAUGGAUGGAUGUGGGUUACAAACCUACGUACAGAUGAACAAGGCCUUAUAGUAGAAGACCUAGUGGAGGAAGUGGGGCGAGAGGAAGAUCCACAUGAAGGAAAAAUAUGGUUCCAUGGUAAAAUCUCCAAACAAGAGGCAUACAGCUUGCUGAUGACAGUUGGUCAGGUGUCAAGCUUUCUUGUGCGACCUUCUGACAACACACCUGGAGAUUACUCCCUCUACUUCCGUACCAGUGAAAACAUACAACGCUUUAAAAUAUGUCCAACACCAAAUAACCAAUUUAUGAUGGGGGGCAGGUACUAUAACAGUAUUGCUGACAUUAUUGAGCACUAUAGAAAAGAACAAAUUGUUGAAGGCUACUAUCUUAAAGAUCCUGUUCCAAUGCAGCAUCAAGGACAAGUACUUAAUGACACAGUAGAUGGAAAAGAAAUCUACAAUACAAUUCGUCGUAAAACAAAGGAUGCAUUCUAUAAAAAUAUUGUUAAAAAAGGUUAUCUCCUGAAAAAAAGUAAAGGAAAGCGAUGGAAGAACUUAUACUUCAUUUUAGAAGGGAAUGAUGCUCAACUUAUUUAUUUUGAAAGUGAAAAACGAGCCACUAAACCCAAAGGAUUGAUAGAUCUUAGUGUGUGUUCUGUGUAUGGUGUUCAUGAUAGUUUGUUUGGCAGGCCAAACUGUUUUCAGAUAGUAGUUCAGCACUUUAGUGAAGAACAUUACAUCUUUUACUUUGCAGGAGAAACUCCGGAACAAGCACAGGAUUGGAUGAAAGCUUUGCAGACAUUUUGCAAUUUAAGAAAAACUAGUCCAGGAACAUCUAAUAAACGUCUGCGUCAGGUCAGCAGUCUUAUACUACAUGUGGAAGAAGCCCAUACACUUCCAGCAAAGCAUUUUACUAGUCCUUAUUGUAAUAUCUACUUAAAUUGUGUGCAAGUAGCAAAAACACAUGUACGAGAAGGACAGAAUCCUGUGUGGUCAGAGGAGUUUGUGUUUGAUGAUCUUUCAUCUGAUAUCAAUAGAUUUGAAAUAAGUCUUAGUAACAAAACAAAGAAGAGUAAAGAUCCAGAUAUAUUGUUUAUGCGAUGUCAGUUGAGCCGUCUUCAGAAAGGACAGGCAACAGAUGAAUGGUUUCAGCUCAGUUCACACAUACCUUUGAAAGGCAUUGAGCCAGGCUCUUUACGUGUCCGAGCACGGUAUUCGAUGGAGAAAAUAAUGCCAGAAGAGGAAUACAGUGAGUUUAAAGAGCUGGUAUUGCAAAAAGAGCUGCAUGUCGUUUACGCCUUAUCACGUGUGUGUGGACAAGAUCGAACACUUCUGGCUAGCAUUUUACUGAAGAUUUUUCUUCAUGAAAAACUGGAGGCAUUAUUACUGAGAACACUAAAUGACAGAGAAAUAUGUGUGGAAGAUGAAGCCACUACCUUAUUCCGUGCCACAACGCUGGCAAGUACACUUAUGGAGCAGUAUAUGAAAGCUACAGCCACACGUUUUGUUCACCAUGCUCUAAAAGACUCUAUUUUAAAGAUAAUGGAGAGUAAGCAGUCUUGUGAGUUAAAUCCUUCAAAAUUAGAAAAGAAUGAAGAUGUAAAUACUAAUUUAGCACAUCUUUUGAGCAUUCUCUCAGAGCUGGUGGAGAAAAUUUUUAUGGCUGCAGAAAUACUACCUCCGACACUGAGGUAUAUUUAUGGUUGUUUACAAAAGUCUGUUCAAAAUAAAUGGCCAGCCAACACAACUAUGAGAACAAGAGUGGUUAGUGGUUUUGUUUUUCUUCGACUCAUUUGUCCUGCCAUUCUGAAUCCAAGAAUGUUUAAUAUAAUCUCAGGAAAAAAACAACACAGGGACCCAGAAGGGGAGGUAGAGCAGGUAUGUGUGAAGGCACAGAUGACCACUCAAAGAACCACAGUUACAGAUUCUCCUUCUCCUACUGCUGCAAGAACACUGACGCUGGUCGCCAAGUCUGUGCAGAAUCUAGCAAAUCUAGUUGAGUUUGGGGCAAAGGAGCCCUAUAUGGAAGGUGUAAAUCCUUUUAUCAAGAGUAACAAACACCGGAUGAUCAUGUUUUUGGAUGAACUUGGGAAUGUACCUGAACUUCCAGACACUACAGAGCCCUCUAGAACUGACUUGUCACGUGAUCUAGCAGCCCUUCAUGAAAUUUGUGUAGCACAUUCUGAUGAACUUCGAACACUGAGUAAUGAACGAGGGGCAAUGCAGCAUGUGUUGAAGAAGCUGCUGGCAAUAACAGAACUGCUUCAACAAAAGCAAAAUCAGUAUUCUGUGUCUAACAACAUCAGGUAGCAGCUUUCUGCAUGAUCUAGCAUGUUCAGUAUGACAACAUUCACCAAUAUCACUUCCUCUUUGCUCUUGCCAAAAAUAGCACACACAUUUCCAGUGAUGUGUGAACUAUGCAAAACACAAAAACAAAGAACCUGUUGGUGACUGAACAUAACCAGCAGCUUUAAGCUAUCUGUGCAGGACACUUGCACUUUCUUCCACUUGGAAACAAUUUUCACAACCUCUGAGCCUUGGUGUACAGAUCACCUUCCACAAAGAAAAUGCUGUGACUGUCUCUAUGAACUUUAGAGUUGUUUCAACACCUCCAAUUGCCAAAGUCUUGCUGUCUUUUUGGGGGGAAACAAAAACAAAUCUAUAGCCAACUGCUAAGGAAAUGUUUUGACAGCAAAGUAUAACUGGAUAGAACACACUUUACUGUAAUUUCACUGGUUACAACUAUAUUAGGAUUGUUCAACCACUUUGAAAUAUAUUUACAGCUUCCAGAAUUUGAUAAGAAAUCUUUGCCGUACACUUUUUGUACCAUUUGAUUUCUCUUGUUUAGAAUUGUGUUGAAAGAAUAUGCAGUCUGGGGUUUGUCAAGCUUUUUUUCAAAUGUGCCACUUAUUAUUUGAAUGAUUUUUCCCAUCAAGGACUGUAUAUCCAAAUAAAUCACAGUGCUUUUUGUAAAAUGUUUACAACAGUAAAUAAUUUGAAUUAAGUUUAUUGAUUAUUGUAUCAGGCAUGCAUGCAUUCAUUAAACAAUUUUAUAGCAUA